CACCUAUCCACGUUCGCUCAGCGCUGGCUCUGUAGCAGUACUUAUAUAUCUUACUCCAGGGCAGCUUUGACGGUAUGCUGCAGGGCUUAUCAAAUGACUGUUAAUAUCGCCAGGAAAUUUGUCGGUUCCGUUAAAGACGAUUGGCAAUUGUAUAGUGACCGUUGCACGGACUACACUAUCGGAUCUCCCAUCGGUUUCGGAGCAUCAUCUGUGGUUUAUGCUGCUGUAUACAACCCUCCCUCGCCAGGGCCACAACGCCCUAUGCCAUGCGCGUUGAAAGUUCUUGACUUAGACGUGCUGCCCCCUCAGUCGCUGUCUUUGUUACAGCGGGAGACACAACUCAUGUCCCUGUCAAAACACCCAAAUGUGCUACGUGUACGCGGCAGCUGGAUGGUUGGCCACAAAUUAUAUAUUGCCCUCCGCCUCAUGAACAAGGGUAGCGCCGCCGACAUAAUGCAUUACGGUUGGCCCGGUGGAAUGGAAGAAGAGGUUGUUAAAUGCAUCCUCAAGCAAGCCCUCGAAGGCCUCAACUACCUGCAUAUUAACGGAUUUAUUCAUCGCGAUAUAAAAGCUGCCAAUCUUCUUAUCGAUGAUGACGGCACAGUUUUGCUAGGCGACCUUGGGGUAGCCGCAUCUCUCACAGAUGAUGCUGAUAUGUCCAGUAGAUCUUACAAUGACACUGGCAAUCGUGUUAUCAACUUUGACCCUGUGUCUCCUGUUAAUAGCUCCUGUCCUGCAUCCCCACUUGCACGUCCUGGUAUAGGAAAGCGACGAUCGUUUGUCGGGACCCCCUGUUGGAUGGCGCCCGAGCUUAUUCAGGGUCAUCGUUACGAUUCGAAGGCUGACAUCUGGUCAUUUGCAAUAACUGCUAUCGAGCUUACCCAAGGUCGUCCUCCACGAUCGAGAGAAAGCGCUCAUAAUGUCCUUUUGCAAACCGUUCAGGGUAAACCACCGAAGCUUGAUUCGGUAGGGGGUGUUCACCGGUAUUCACGCGCCUUCAAGGACGUAGUCGAUGCAUGUCUGGUAAAAGACCCCUCUAAACGUCCAACGGCUGCGAAGUUGCUUCUCACCCCAUUUUUCAAGUCUGCCAAGAAGAAAUCCUAUCUGGUCAGCACAAUAUUAGACGGCCUCCCACCCCUUACAAUGCGCCAAGAACGUCGUAGACAUCAUCCAAGCACGGUUACUCAUGGAACAGUGGAAUCGUGGGACUUUAACUCUACAGAGACAAAUCAAUCAUCGAUCACUUUGGGUCCAGGACGAGAUAGUUCAGGGGGUGUAUCCAGAAGGGGAAGUCUCGAUGUUGGAUCAAACGAUCACCAGUUGACUCGCUCAGUACAUCCAAGAUUCGAGCUUUCACACGGUAUCAAAGAAGAAACGACGUCAAUCAUGCCUACUUCAGACUCGACCUCCAUCAACGGCCAAGCUCUGGAUCUUAAGAACGAGAAGACGGUUGAGUUCGGUUCGCAAGCCCACGCUGGAUACGGAGAAUCCCGACCUUCAAGUUCGAAUUUGUCAUUUCCUGCAUCGCCACCUGCACAUGUGCCUAAGCCACGUCCCAUUCCCAUUCCAAAGCGGGCGUCACCCAACGUUCGUAUUUCAUCUUUCUCGUCCAAAGACGGCCCAGCCUCUGCCCCCACCUCUCCCCCAUCAUCGGUUUCUCCGAAACUUUGGCAGCGCCUAACCCGCGCCGCUUCCCGUAAUGCCAUAAAUGAAGACAUACCUACUACCAAAGAGAAGACAAUGAGCGGGUUAUCACGUAUCCUCAACAGACGGAGCUCUGCUUCUUUGGCUCAACGUCCUAUCAUCUCGUAACUUUUACCAUCAUCAAGGCUACACUACACUAUUACACGGACAUUGAAUUGUAUCUAUAGCCAGUCUAGACCUAGGCUAUUCAUCAUUACAGCUGAUUCCAUACCACGCGUCGAAAAUGCCCAGAAGAGGAC
Molecule: messenger RNA, 1943 nt
Organism: Suillus discolor
Lineage: Eukaryota; Fungi; Basidiomycota; Agaricomycetes; Boletales; Suillaceae
Product: kinase-like domain-containing protein
Exons: 6
Coding region: 94-1812 (572 amino acids)
Biological process (GO): protein phosphorylation
Molecular function (GO): protein kinase activity; ATP binding; protein serine/threonine kinase activator activity
Source: RefSeq, a predicted model, not a curated record